GUUCAUUUGAUCAUGUUAUAGAUAAGAAUUGUAAGCUCAAGGUGUAAUGUGAAUAUCUCCAGCAUAAGCUCAUGAGAAAGGCAACGUUACCAAGCUUGAGGUAAAAGUCAGCCACUGCUGAAGGCAUGUGGCAGAUAUUAUGGCUCAUAGUCGGCAUACACCUCUUGGGAGCCAACAGCUGGCCGGCUCAUGCCAUCCUGUAGCCGGGUCCCCUCUACCUGAGCUCCAUGCACGUCACACAGCAUACCUUUUGACUUCAUGAAGAUCCCUGACAUUGGUGAUGUAAUGAAUAAAUUUGAAGUGCUUGGGAUUGUGGGUGAAGGUGCCUAUGGUGUUGUUUUGAAGUGCCGACACAAGGAGACCAAUGAAAUUGUGGCCAUUAAGAAAUUCAAGGACAGUGAAGAAAAUGAGGAGGUUAAAGAAACGACACUACGGGAGCUUAAGAUGCUUCGCACCCUCAAGCAGGAGAAUAUUGUUGAGUUGAAAGAGGCCUUCCGCAGAAGAGGAAAGCUAUAUCUUGUCUUUGAGUAUGUGGAGAAGAAUAUGCUUGAGCUGCUUGAGGAGUUACCCAACGGUGUGCCAACUGAGAAAGCACGCAGCUACAUCUACCAGUUAAUCAAAGCUAUCCACUGGUGCCACAAGCACGACAUUGUUCACCGGGACAUAAAGCCAGAAAACCUUCUCAUCAGCUCCGAUGACGUCCUCAAGUUAUGUGACUUUGGCUUUGCACGUAAUCUCUCAGAGGGGACUGAUGCCAAUUACACAGAGUAUGUGGCCACUAGAUGGUACCGCUCUCCAGAGCUCCUGCUCGGGGCUCCUUACGGGAAGGCAGUGGACAUGUGGUCAGUGGGCUGCAUCUUAGGAGAGCUGAGUGACGGACAGCCUCUGUUCCCAGGAGAGAGUGAGAUUGACCAGCUCUUUACCAUCCAGAAAGUGUUGGGACCCCUGCCACCAGAACAGAUGAAGCUCUUCUAUAACAACCCUCGCUUCCAUGGGCUGCGGUUCCCUGCUGUGAACCACCCCCAAACCUUGGAGCGAAGAUACCUAGGAAUCAUUGGCGGAGGCCUGCUGGACCUGCUGAAGAACUUGCUAUUGCUGAACCCGACAGAGCGCUUUCUCACAGAGCAGAGCCUGAACCACCACGCCUUCCAGACCCUGCGGCUGGUGGAGCGGCCGGGCCCACCCACACCUACACCUGUACGCUCCUCCAAGAGAAAACCUCACCAUGGAGACAACACCACCCCCAGCAGGAGCCAUGGGGGAAAGAGCUCAGGAAGCCACCGCUCCAGCAGCAGAGAGUGCUCCAGCCUGCCCCGACAUGAAGACCUCCACCCCAGCAACGACAGCUUUCUCAACGGCAACAUGUCUGCACCAAUGAACCUCAGCCCCACCCUUCAUCCCAAGAACUACCAGCCGCAGAUGUUUAACCACUCCACCUCCUGCAGCAUGGACCUAACCAGCAGCAACUUGCCUCACCUGCUCAGCCCCAGUGAGGUCAAGAGCAAGGGCGAUUUCGAGAUGAACCUGGGGUCCAAGGUGUCCGACGGCCCCGGAGCCAAGUACCUCAAAUCCAACUUCCGCUCGCAGCAGAAUCGCCAUUCUUUUGUGGAGGGGAAAACCAACACACUUCAAUCAGGGGAGAAACAUAAUCGACACAGCUACAUGGAGUCUCACAGCUCAACACCCUCCUCCUCCAAGUUCGCCUACCUGAACUUGUCCAAGAGCUAUGGCACACUUAGUGAUGCCAAGUCAGUGGGGAACUUAAAUGAUGUGCAUCUGUAUGCCGAUGAGCCUACAUCUCGCUAUUUUCCUUCAAGCUGCCUUGACCUUACAGUUCCAAGCAGCCCUGCAGCCCGCCGAGUUGACAGACUGGGACCCGGCACAGCUGGCCGAGGAAGCAUGCGGUCAGACAGAGAAAGCAACACUCUGGACUCCUCUUACAGGCGCUCUUCCGCGCGACACAAGGCCUCAGAGGAGACUAAGUCACCAGAUGCCCUGGACCCUGGGGACAGUGGCGUCGAAAGGAGCCACGCUCACUCUCUGUCUGCCCCACACGACCCUCUGCCUUACGGUCAGGGAUACACCAGCCCCUUCUCCUCCCAGCAGCGGCCGCACCGCCACUCUAUGUAUGUACGGAGGGACCAUCAGAGGACACACGGGACAGACGAGGGGCUGGCGGUGGGGCAGGGCAUGCCCACCAGAGCCAGCAGCCUCCAGCUCCUGUCUCCACAACUGCAGCACCGCACGCUGCCACGCCACUCUGGGGGCUCCUCCAGAGAGGAAGACAUGAGCAGGAGCGAACAAGCAACCACUGAAGUCACCCACAACAGACCCCCAAUAAGGGAUUCCACAAGGGACAACACUGCUUCUUUUCACACACAGCGGCAAAAAAGCGAGGUGGGCUUAUAUCAUGACCAGCAAACAGAAGAUGGGGGCUCUUCCAAAGAGAACCGCAACAUCUACAGUGAAUCCAUGCCUAGGAGGGUGGGAAGCUUCUACAGAGUCCCUUCCCCCCGGCCAGACAACUCCUUUCAUGAUAGCAGGGGUCAGAGCCGGGGCUCUGGCCUGUCCGGGGACGGCAGCAGUUUGACGAACCACUCCAAACGUCAGCCAGCCUUUGACCCUUGGACUGGCCCAGAUACUGUAGUGUUGAACCAAUCUGAGCCAUCCAAAGAAAAGGAGAAGCAGGGUUUCUUCAGAGCAAUAAAGAAGAAAAAGAAAAAAUCUCAAAUGAUGGAAGUCCCUGAUGGAAGACCUCCUGUCAUCAAGAAAUGUCUUUUCCCUCUGUUUAGCCCAAAGAAUAACAUAAAGCAUAGUUCUUCUGUGAGAGUCCUCCCUGUAGUGUCUUCUCCCAUGGUUCCGACUGACGGGGUGGAUACAGUCAUCCAGAAGUCCUCGAGGGCUUCGGGUCACCAGAGCAGCCGCCACAGGACCCGUGACAAGAGCAGAGACCGGGACCAAGAGCGAGACCGAGACAGGGACAAGGACUGGCCACCUGAGAAACUGUCUGACUCACACUCUCCAAGUCAGCCGCUGAAGUCACUGCGCAAGCUCCUGCACCUUUCAUCCUCAUCCUCCAACCAGACCGCACCCUCUGAUAUGCGCUACCAGCCGCUGCCUAAUCCAGCAUCUGCUCAAGGUGGUUUCACAGAUAGCCGGGGUCACUCAGGGGUCAGUACGCCCCAGCUGAAGAGCAGACAGACAGCCUACCCGCUGCCUGGACAGCUGGAGUCCGGCUGGCACACGUCUGCCCUGGGCCGCCCCGAGGGCAACCCCUACCCGGAGCAAAUGAGCAUCAAGGGAGGCCAGAAUGGGCACGGCUUCGGACGGCCCUCCAGGUCUCGUAUGCCAAACCUCAAUGACCUGAAAGAAACGGCUCUGUGAUAUCCAUCACCCUACAGCCCUCACGCCCACUUCAGACUACUCCGUUUCCCCUCUGUUGCUCCUACACCUCCCUGGCGUAACAGUACACCUGCUGUACACACACACAAACACACAGAUACCAAACCUUCAGUUUUAAACACUGCUUGCAAACAGGCCAAAAGCCUUUUUAUGUCUAAAUUUUUUUAAAGCUUCCAUGUUUGAUAGACUUUAUAUUAUUACUUAUGUAAUUCUAAUUAUAAUUUGUAUUAUAAAGUAAAUAUAUUACAAAUUAAAUAUAUAUAAAUGGAUAGAUAAAGUGUAGAUUUUAAGUGUAAGUAUUUUUGUUUCUAUUGAAUAUAGAAAUAUAGUACAUUUUACUGCGUAGUAUUUCCUUAAGACUAUCUAAGGCAUUCUAAACAAAUAAAGUUUUAUCAGUUGUUACAAUAGAGAUCAGUAAUGUCAGUAGCUUGUGUUCAUCUCACCCAGGACUGUAACUCUUCGUCCGAGCUGUCUUGCCUUUGGAUGUGCUCUGUCAUACAGGUAACAGAUGCUCAAAUGUGCAACUACAAGUCAAAGCUGUCUUGUUCUUAAAAAUAUAGUUGUAGUGCCAUUUUUCUGAGUUGGCACUGACAAUCUUAAAAGCUUAAAUCUGUUUGUUCUUUUUGAGGAUAUUUAGGUUUUUAUGUCUUUUUGAAAUGCAGCCAUUUUAGACACUAUGGUGCCAUAAACUGACAGAAAUCCUAGCCUACAUCGCCCUCUGUAUGAAAUAAUGAGGCACUGCAUUUACUGUUUUCUGACAGACUACCAUGCACUAACAUUUAGGCACUGAUUUUCCAUGCACAGUAUGUGUAAAUCAUUUCCAUAUAUAUUAUAAACAAAUAUUAUACAAUUAAAACUGUGGCUACACCUCAAUCAUUUCAAACAGAACAAACAUAAUAACUGUUCCUUAUGCAGACUAUACCGAAGAUCCUUUUGGUAGUAAUUUAAUCUAAAAAUAUUAACUGAAAUGUGUAUUUAUGUAUGUGUUAUGAAGCAACCUUAUGGAUGAACCACACAGUAGUUAAACCUUGAUACUUUGCACUGCUUUCAAGGAUCCAGUAAAAGGGCAAAGGACAUCUGAAGUUAAUACGGAAGGAUGUGGUUUUCCCUCACUACCAGGAUUCAAGGAAGUCUGUUUGUUGUUCAUUUCUUACUUAAAGAUUUCACAAAAGCUACUUCCAAGUGGUUUUGAUUGUAUAAUCAGUUGAAAAAUGUGCAAAUACAUGCAAAAUAUUCUAUAAAAUUUGACUGCUGGAAAUUUUUGGUUCAUAAUUGUUGUUACAAAGUCAUUUUUACAGCAGUUAGAGGAAUACAAAAGCCAUUCUGGGUGUACUAGUGCAGUGGUUCCCAACGUUUUUUCUGUCUGAUGUUGUCCCCACAGCCCUGUCAGAUGAACUCAAGUACCCCGUCAGCCAUGUUCCACGUGUUCAUUUUCCGUUUAUCUUUCAUUUGUAGCUAUAUCAACUCUUUAUUCUUUACAUUUAGCUAUUUCUACAAAUUUUCCAAUGUUUUUAGCUAAAUAUUUUAACUUUCCAUCCAUUUUUUUAAGCUUUUUCAGCAUUUUUCAUUACUUUGAGCUAUUUGCUUAUUAAUCAGCAAUCUAUUUCAGCUGUUUAUCCAGUACUUUUGAGUUAGCUGUUUAGAUUUUUCUGCUCGCUUGCUAACUUUUCACGCACUCUCAUUUGAAAUACAAAACUACUGUUCAGGUAUUAUUACGGACUCAGUAUUUUUUUGAAUCAAAUUUUUCUAUUUUUUCAAAUCAGUUCAGCUACUCUACAAUCUUUCCGUGUACCCCCUUGAAACUGCGGAAAUACCCCCUGGACUACAUGUACCCCUGGUUUGGAAUCACUGAACUAGUGUAUUUUUAACUGACUGCAAAUACUGAGACACUUGGGACGAGCCUUUAAGAAAUCUUUAAAUCGAACCACACUGGGGGCAGAGGUUCUGUACUGUAACUUUUUUUUUUUUUUUUUUUUGUCUGAGAUAAAGUGCCAUGAAAGUAGCUUGGCAGAAAUAAAUCUUAAACUUAUUAAUGUUGCACUUUGAAGAGACUGUGUGGCUCAGCAAUAUUGCUCUGACGCUGUAAAUUCUUCCUCGGUUCAUGUUCAUCAUGUGCACAGUGUGUGAGGACUGAAACACGGGGCCGCAGGCUCCCGCAGUAACGCACUGAGUCCAAACAUGACCGUAUCGUAUUGUGUGUCGUGCAUCUGUAAGGACUGUGCACACCCCAUACUUGACACUACAUUUCUCUCUUUGGAUUAUUGUUUUGCUGAAGGAGCACCGUGUAUUAUAUUAAUACUGAUGUGUGACUACUUGUUUGGUAAUAUUUAUAACGGAAGAUCUUUAUCAACUGUUUAAAUGAAAUCAAGUAUUAAGUUUGUGCUUUUAUUACAGACACAAAUUAGUAGCAUAGUCAGUGUUUAUCUGCUUUUUUUUUUCAACAGAGCGUUUACAUGAGAACGUAAACCCACAAUUGAAUGCUUAACAAUUUUAGAAUAUUCAUGUUUACAUAUGUAACAGUAAAUCUCAAAUAAAACAAGCU
Xiphias gladius (swordfish) is the source of this 5944-nucleotide messenger RNA. Its product is annotated as cyclin-dependent kinase-like 5. The transcript is spliced from 19 exons. The record is from RefSeq and is a predicted model, not a curated record. Bases 259 to 3384 code for a protein of 1041 amino acids. Gene Ontology annotation, molecular function: ATP binding; protein kinase activity. NCBI's taxonomy places the organism in Eukaryota, Metazoa, Chordata, Actinopteri, Istiophoriformes, Xiphiidae. Gene Ontology annotation, biological process: regulation of dendrite development; protein phosphorylation; positive regulation of axon extension. Gene Ontology annotation, cellular component: dendrite cytoplasm; nucleus.